UGACGGGCGGGGACUGCGGAGCCGACGGGCUGAAGGGGCGGAGAGGUGGGCGUGGCUGAGUUAACCCCGCCCCCGAUCAGCGACCAAUGGGCGGCGGCACCGCCCGGCGCGCGGGAGAUUCGAACGGCGCGUCCGGCGGGGCCGGGGCGCAGUGCGGCCGCCGCCGCCAUGGGCGCCUCCGGCAGCGCCCCCGCCACCCCGGCCGCGCCCCGCAACAAGCACCUGGCUCACGUCAGCGACCCCCGCUCCCCCACCGCCGGCAUCCUGCGCACCCCCAUCGAGGUGGUGAGCUCCCUGGCGGGCAGCCCGCAGCCCAGCCCCGCCGAGCCGCCGGCAGGCACCGGCCAGGAGCGGGACCCGCGGUCGCCCACGCCCGGUAUCUCCCGCACGCCCAUGAGAGCCGUGUCGAGUGACAGCGUGGACCGCCUGGUGAAGCAGCUCAGCGAGGCCUUCGGCGCCGAGGCCGCGGCCCCCGAGCCGGCGCCUCCGGGAGCGGCGGGCCCCGCCGAGGAGCCGGCCCGGCGGAGCUCCCCGCCCGCGGGAGAAGGGGCGGAGAGGCCGCCCUCGCCCAGCACGGCCCGGCCAGCCCGCCCUGCCGGGCACGGCUUCCCCUCGGUGAGCAAGCCUGUAAGACACAAGCCCAACAACAAAUUCAUGGCAACAUCUGGAGGAACUGGCCGCUCUCCCCUCAGCAUUCUGCAAGAUGAUAAUUCUCCCAGUACUCCUGCCCCUCGCCAGGGCAAGAGGCACGUGUUGGGAGAGAACCUUGGGGAGAAGAAAGAAGUGGAUCUGAGCAGGAGCCUUAAAUCUGGGAACUGUGCCUGGAGUGACUUGAACAAGGAGAACCAGCAGUGUCCUUUUGUGGAGAACUAGACAUUUCUUUUUUCAGCAUCUUGCUGUAAUUUGCUUCUAUGUUUUGAGAAUUUUCUAGAGGGAAGAAAUCCUACAAUAGACUGAAACCCCAAAGCAGUGGUCACAUUUCUCACCUAUCCUGUUGGGGAAAGAUUUCUCCCUCCUCUUCCUAGCUUGUCAUGUCUAAUGUACAGCACAGACUUUUGUCUCUUUUAUUGUGUAUCAGCUGUACUGGUUUUUCCAUAGAGUUUUUAUCUCGAGUAAAUAAAUUUGUGUUCAACCUU
This is a messenger RNA of Pyrgilauda ruficollis (rufous-necked snowfinch), 1136 nucleotides long. It is a transcript of the gene CDCA3, whose product is annotated as cell division cycle associated 3. Lineage: Eukaryota; Metazoa; Chordata; Aves; Passeriformes; Passeridae. The transcript has 5 exons. The record is from RefSeq and is a predicted model, not a curated record. The coding region runs from base 169 to 873 and encodes 234 amino acids.